CAGGCUACAAUAUUCGUUCCUUUCUUCUGAUGCUUCUGAAGUAUCAAGGUCUUUCAUUACGGCAGACGACUCUUUGGCAGCAAGAGGGAGUCCCUGUGUUCAGAAGUGACCACGAUGACCACCUACGUUGCCAACGGCUACAACCCCAACAACCAACAGGCGGGGAACCAACUACAACCACAACAACAACAGCUCCAGCCACCUCUCUCACCCACUCCCGUCAACCAGCAGUCCGGCGUGCAAUUGCAGCAGCAGCAGCAACAACAACCUCUCAAUCCUGUCAUCAGUCAGACGGGCAUUCAGCUGCAAACUAGGAACCUCAAUGGAUCACACAAUUCAAACUCCGGUCCUGUGGGUGGCGGAGAGCGGGGAGAAGGAGGAGGCGAAGGAGAUAAAGGAGGAGAAGAAGGACAGGGCGAGAAGAUCAUUAUCAAGGACUCGGUUUUGUAAGAAGAGGAGGAGAAAGAGGAGUGAGGAGGAAGAGAAAUAGUGCAAAUGUCCAGGAGAAAAAGGAGAGAUAGGGAAGUAAAUUUUAAGUGAAGGAAAAGUAGAAAUAAGAAUAAGGAAUAGUGAUGUGAAGAAAAGAAGAAAAUACGGAAAAGUUAUUUUUAUUUUGGAUGGAAGUGUGUCUGUAUGAACAUAUUUGAUAAUAACACCUGAAUCAAGACGUUAAUCCAAAGGUGGUUACUGAAUAAUUCUUUGAAAGAUGGCGAAAGUUAGAAUCAAAAUCAAGAAAACAAAUGAAAUAAGGCAACUCAAUUUUAAAAAUUGACAACAGAAUUUCUCACUGAAAAAGAAUAGACAGUGACAGAAAGAUAGACAACAUUUUCCUAAACCA
Messenger RNA from Penaeus vannamei (Pacific white shrimp), 838 nucleotides. NCBI's taxonomy places the organism in Eukaryota, Metazoa, Arthropoda, Malacostraca, Decapoda, Penaeidae. The record is from RefSeq and is a predicted model, not a curated record.